AUGCCCAUGGUAGCUUUCAGUGUUAUCCUGAAUUAUAACAAGGUGAAAAGAAAUGAAGACAAAGAAGCUACAAAACCACGAGAGGUGUCGUUGAAUAUUCCUUGGGAGAAGGAAGAGGAAACUGGGAAAAUAAUGACAGGUUUAGCUGAUUGCAAGAAAGAGCUGGAAUCUGUCAUAAAAGCUGUAGGAGAGUUAAGUGAUAAGGUUAAUAAUUUGAUGAUAGAAGUUAAGAGAGAUAAUAGUCUGGCUAAUAAUUUGAUGAUAGAAGGAAAGAGAGAUAAUAGUCAUGUGUCCCUAGAUUCAAAAAACGGCAAAAAUGGCGGUGAAGUCAAUUGUAAUGAAAUAAAGACUAGUACAACGAAGGAAAUUAUAGUAGCUUUGAAUAUGUUGACUACCUAUAGAAAGAAACCAAAUGGUUAUAAAAAAUUAGAAUUGCUUGCUGAUGCUACAAAAAACACUAGAGGUUUGAUAACUUUUGUUAAGAAUAAUAUACCAGCAGAAUUAAUUGUUGCUGAAAGAAUAAAUGAUAUAGAAUAUAGAAAUAGGUAUAGAUUUAAAAAUGAAACUCACAAGAAAAAAUUUAUGAAGUAUAUUGAAAAUUGGUAUGAAGUAUAUAGAUUAUUGGAGGUAAAUGAUGAAAAUGAAUUCUAUGAAGAUUUUCUAAGAACUAUAGAUGAAUUUUUUAAUAUUGUAAAACAAAAAGCAAAGGAAAUCAAAGAAACUUUGGAAAAUGUUGCAACUUUAUAUACAGAAAUUAGAAAGGAGGUAAGAGGAAAGUAUUGGAAUGAACACUUAAGUAAUUUAUUCAAAUUAAAAAAUUUGUCUAUGAUUUGGGAUAAUGUUAAUAAAAUUAGAGGAAUUAAAAAGAAAGCCUUUGUACACCCAAAUCCAAUAGAUGAAGUGAGAAGGUUAAAAGAAAAGUGGGAAUAUAUUGCAAGCUUUGAUAGUCUGCCGCUGGGUAUGAGGAAUUACUUAAAAAAUAGAGAACAUUUUUGGAAAGAUCUUUUUGAAAGUCAAGGAAAUGUAGAGGAUGAUACUUGUAUUCCCAUAAAUAGGGAUGAAAUCUUAUAUGCAUUAAAUACAGGAAAAUCUACAGCACCAGGUGAAGACGGAGUUCCAUAUGAUAUUUUGAAUUGCCUUGUGAUGUUAAAAAAUAGCCCUCUUGUUGACUUGUUUAAUUUGUCAUAUACCAAUAGGAGAUUACCAAGGGCUUGGAAAACUGCUAUUAUUAUUCCUAUUAGAAAGAGUAAUGGGGGUUUUAGACCAGUUUCACUAACCUCUUGCUUUUGCAAAAUGAUGGAAAGGGUAAUACGAAACAGGUUAGAUUAUAAAAUUAGAGGUUUAUUCUCUGAAAAUUUAAAUGGUUUUAUUAAAGGUAAAUCGACUGCUGACUGUAUUAUAAAGGUAUUAGGUAACAAUAAAUCUAACUAUAGGUUGUUUGUAGAUUUACAGAAUGCUUUUGAUAAAGCAAAUAAAAACAUUAUAUUGGAAGAAUUAGUUAAUAAAGGAAUAUCAGGAAAUUUGUUAAAGUGGAUAAAAGACUAUUUGUCUGACAGAAAAGGUAAAGUGAUUUUCCAGGGGGUUGAAUCUGAUGUUUUUGAUAUAAGCUUAGGUACUCCUCAAGGGGGUGUGUUAAGUCCUAUACUAUUUAAUGUCCUAAUGGACAGAAUUGCAAUUGGAAAUGAUGUACAAACUAUUAUUUAUGCUGAUGAUAUUGUUAUUCAGUGUCAUAACUUUUCUACUAUGCAAAAUAUAGGUAAUCAGAUUCAAGAGUUAUGUAUUAAUUUUGGUUUAAUAAUUAAUAUUAAUAAAAGUAAAUAUCAGUCAAGAAUAGAAUGUAAAACAGAUUUAGUUAUGAAUAAUCUUAAACUGCAAAAGGUUCAAUCUUAUAAAUAUUUAGGUUUUAAUAUUGGAUUUAAAUAUAAUUAUGAACAUAUAGCCUAUGUAAAAAAUUUGUGUAUUAGUAGACUUAAACCUUUAAGAAUAUUGGCAAAUUGUGGAAAGGGAAUUGGUUGGUAUCCCAUUGUUAAGAAUGAUAUAUUUGACAACCAUACGGUCAAUUAUUGA
This is a messenger RNA of Macrobrachium nipponense, 2067 nucleotides long. RefSeq lists its product as uncharacterized. The record is from RefSeq and is a predicted model, not a curated record. Bases 1 to 2067 code for a protein of 688 amino acids. Lineage: Eukaryota; Metazoa; Arthropoda; Malacostraca; Decapoda; Palaemonidae. The transcript is spliced from 5 exons.